AUGACAACGGAAAGAGAUUACGGUGCGGCAUCGCCGUCUACCCCUAGCUCAUCUCGAGCAGCAAAUAGAAAACCCACACAUGAGGGACAUGCAUCGAUAACUUCAUCGGUGGUGAAUCUAACAAAUACCGCUGUGGGUGCCGGUGCCCUAGCAUUUCCAUCGGCAUUCGCAUCGAUGGGGUUGAUACCUGGUAUACUCUCUUGUGCGGGAUCAGGUUUGACAGCGAUGUUCGGGUUAUACUGUCUGAGUAGAUGUGCAGCGGUGGUGGGUACGAGACCAGGCGAUGAAGGUAGAAAGGCAAGUUUCAACGAAUUGGCGAGAUUGACUUUUGGUAAAGGAUGGGCAACGAAGCUGUUUGAUCUGGCUAUAGCUAUCAAAUGUUUUGGUGUCUCAGUAUCGUACUUAAUCAUAUGUAAAACCCUCUUACCUCAAGUUUGCUAUACGCUGUCCAAAGUUUUCCACCAUCCUCUGCCUGAAGAUUCGAUACUCCUCGCAUCUCAUUUCUGGUUGAUAGUAUGGAUGGUGGUUGUCAUCCCGCUUUCGUUCCUGAGGACAUUGGACGCAUUGAGGUUUACCAGUCAGAUAGCACUGCUUACGGUUGUAUACUUGGUUCUAGUAGUAGUAGGCUGGUUCGCCGUCAAGGGUGUUUCACCAAAUCAUGGAGAAGUUGUGCUGGCCAGAUUCGGUAGAAAUACACUAUCAAACUUCCCUGUACAAGUAUUCGCAUAUACUUGUUCUCAAAAUCUCUUUCCGAUAUACAAUGAGUUGAAAAACAAGAACCAGAAGAAGAUGAAUACUGUUAUUGUAGCUUCGAUGGGAUCAGCCGCAGCAGUAUACGAAGUUAUCGGUAUAAUUGGGUAUCUCACAUUUGGCAGCAAAGUGGGAAGUAAUGUCAUUGCCAUGUAUCCACCAACCUCAUUGAUAAUAGCCAUCGGUCGACUCGGUAUCGUCCUCUUAGUCGGUCUAUCAUAUCCUCUUCAAGUAUUACCAUGUAGACAAUCCAUUCAUCAUCUCACCCACGGUCUUUUCCGACAUCCCAAACUCGCCAAGUUGACCAACGGAAAUGCCGUUGGUAGUUCUCCGAACCAAACCACGGAAGAAGAAAGUAGCGAAUCUGAAGAUGCAGACGACGAAAGCGAAAUCAACCCUUUGGUACCUAAAGUUGAUGACCAUGGACAUCAUGUACAUAAACAUGAAAUGAGCAAGAUUGAAUUUGUAGCUAUAACGAGCGUUAUAUUGGUAGCUGGAUUUUUGAUUGCGUAUAACGUACAUGAAUUGGAAAUCAUACUUGGAUUUGUAGGAUCAACAGGAUCAACCAUAAUAACAUUCAUCUUACCUGGAUUCUUCUAUUUCAGAUUGUUCAGAGAAGAGAGAGGCGUGACGAAAUGGUGGGCUCUGGCAUUGGGUAUAUACGGUUUUGCAGUCAUGGCAUUUUGUCUAACAUUCAACGUUCUGAAUUUGAUCAAGUGA
Messenger RNA from Kwoniella botswanensis, 1470 nucleotides. RefSeq lists its product as uncharacterized. The record is from RefSeq and is a predicted model, not a curated record. The transcript has 9 exons. Gene Ontology annotation, biological process: amino acid transmembrane transport. The coding region runs from base 1 to 1470 and encodes 489 amino acids. Gene Ontology annotation, cellular component: fungal-type vacuole membrane. Lineage: Eukaryota; Fungi; Basidiomycota; Tremellomycetes; Tremellales; Cryptococcaceae. Gene Ontology annotation, molecular function: L-amino acid transmembrane transporter activity.